Hyposmocoma kahamanoa is the source of this 1642-nucleotide messenger RNA. RefSeq names its product luciferin 4-monooxygenase-like. Gene Ontology annotation, biological process: fatty-acyl-CoA biosynthetic process; long-chain fatty acid metabolic process. The coding region runs from base 208 to 1599 and encodes 463 amino acids. The record is from RefSeq and is a predicted model, not a curated record. The transcript is spliced from 9 exons. Gene Ontology annotation, molecular function: long-chain fatty acid-CoA ligase activity. Lineage: Eukaryota; Metazoa; Arthropoda; Insecta; Lepidoptera; Cosmopterigidae.
GAUACAAUUAUCGCCAAAUUUUAUCGCGUUAUCAAAGUCAUUGUAAAUGAAGUACUCCUAAUGAAUAAAAAUAUUUUAUUAAUCUUGCCAACGUAACCUUAGCGAUAAAGUUGUAUGGCUUAAGUUUUUGAUGCAAAAAAGGUUUUAUUUAAUUAAUUUAAAGUUGCUUUAUAUAUUUCUUUUGUUUCUUUCUAUAUUUAAUAAAACAUGCCGGUGAUUACGGUUUACGAUAAUGUGGUGUCGGGCCCUGAAGAAGAGAAGAUUCCCGCCCAUUUGCAUUUUGGGCAGUUUAUGUUUGAUCAGUUCAAAAACGGAGGUGGAAAGGUCGCUCAAGUUGACGCUGAAACAGGCGAACAGGUGACAUACAGAACAGUUCUUCAAAACAGUGUCAACUUAGCUGCUUCACUCCAGAAGCUAGGAUUGAAGAAAGGAGACCUAGUUUCACUUAGCAGCGAGAAUCGGUUUGAGUUCACCGUUGCUUCAUUGGCUGUGUUUUACUGCGGUGGAGUGCUGUCUACUCUUAAUAUAACAUAUUCUCCUGAAGGAUCUGUAGCAACACAUAGAAAAGAUGGCAAGUUCUGCUGGUUGGAUCCGUAUCUCGGUUGGUACGAGCUAUAUUACUUAAACUGCUCAGUGGGACACAGAAAGCAUACGAUAAAAACAGGCCUCGCCCUGAUUCCUUGGUUCCACGCGUAUGGAUUUAUUACAUCGUGUGCAAUGAUGUCCUUGAAUUUCCAAGUUGUUUUCCUUAUACGUUUUGAUGAGAAGCAAUAUUUGGAAACUAUACAGAAAUAUAAGGUAAACAUGACAACUUUAGUACCGCCACUAGCUGUGUUCCUGGCUAAACACCCGUUGGUGACCAAUUACGACUUGACGUCACUUAACGAGAUCUGGUGCGGGGCUGCGCCGCUCUCCAGCGAAGUCCAGAAAACAAUCACUGCGAGGACUGGCAUCCCACUAAUCCGUCAAGGCUACGGACUGACCGAGGUGACAAUGGCUUGUUGUGUUGACGUGCUGGGGAGAGUCAAGGAGGGUUCCUGCGGUCCGCCUGCACCUGGCAUGAAAAUUAAGGUGAUAGACAUAGAAACCGGCAAGAAAUUAGGUCCGAAGCAAGAAGGUGAAUUGUGGAUUAAGUCUCCACUCCGUAUGAAAGGCUAUAUGGGCGAUAUGGCUUCCAGCGACGCCUUGUUCGAUGCCGAGGGUUAUGUACGAACUGGUGACAUUGGCUAUUAUGAUAACGAAGGAUACUUCUUUAUUGUUGAUCGUUUAAAAGAACUUAUCAAGUAUAAGGGAUUCCAGGUGGCACCCGCAGAGCUGGAAGCUCUACUUUUACAGCACCCUGCGAUCGCAGACUGCGCCGUAGUGGGUCUACCAGACGAGGUAGCCGGCGAACUGCCACUGGCCUUCGUUGUUCCACAACCUGGCGUCAAGGUCACUGAGAGCGAUAUUGUCAAAUACGUCGGAUCAAAGGUCUCAAGUGCAAAACACUUGCGCGGCGGUGUUAUCUUCGUGACUGAAAUACCGAAGAAUGCGUCUGGCAAGAUUUUGCGACGAGGGUUGAGAGAAAUGUUGCAAGAGAAACAAAAAAGCAAACUUUAACGCCAAACUGUUAAUUAUUAUAACAAAUGUAUUAAAGACGGUA